AUGAUACCCAAUCCGCCUAUAUUACGACCCUCUACGUCGACGAUAGCAUAUAUGUUGGCCUUGGUGUUGAGCCUGUUGCUCUGCGCCCCUGGAUAUACCGAAGCUUUACAAAACUCCAUCUUCGAUCAUGAAACACUUAUCGAUCGAAGCGAUACGUCCGGAUUGUUAUACGAACCCAACUUUGCGCCAUUCGAUCGCAGCAUCAUCGGGCGUGCGCAAGCGGACCAGCCAUUGUUGACCAACAAUGGCCCUGAUAGCAGAUCGAUAAUUCCUGGAGGGACCGUGUGUUAUGUUGUGGAUAAGAAGACGUUAUUCGGUGACGACAAGAGGGACGAUGCCGAUGGAUUAACAGAUGUAGAUAUGGAGUCAGGCCACCAAAACGUUCGUCGAGCAAAGACAAAAACCGUUUAUAUUUCCGCCAAUACUUGCUCCAGACCAACUUUAAAGUCUAAGGAUAAAAACGGGAAGUUUGAGUCGACGCCGCAAAUUAGUCUUUACACCUCAACAACGAGCAAAGUCAAGUGUCCAACCUUCGGCAACUACAAUAAGAGCAAUCCUGAUUUGAAGAAAAUACCAUUCAUGGAGGGCGCGGUUACGCUGACCAUGAACGCCACCGAUGAUAUCUAUAUCAGCGUCGUGGCCCCUAAUCUUACUCAAAAGUACGACGGAGAAUGGAGUUAUCAGGUCGCCAUUUCUCUCGACGAGUACUAUCACAACUACGACGCUCAGAAUGGGACCGCCCGACUAUUGUUGAUGGAUUCUGACUCAACAUCGGCACUUCUCGUCACUAGCAACCUGACUCAGGAUUCAAGCAAGACUCAGCAGAUCAUGAAGACACCGCCUCCUUAUCAAAUCUUUGUCGGCGAUGAGAAAUCAAGAUCCAUUGACGGCCUACGACAUUCCGCUUGUGGACUUACAAGGAGUGCAGAAAUUUGGGCCAAUGGUGAGAGGACAGGACGUCACAACGAUAUGGUUACUACUGGCGUCACGACACGAGGACCUGGUAAAUUGCCCAAGCAGCAAUUCCUGAUCGCUGGUCUUAAUCACAGCACCACGUACUCGGGUAUCCUCGUCAAGAUGCCGGAUAAGAACAGCAAGAGGGAUACAUCUGGACAAACGAUAGGGGGUGGAGGCACUAUUUAUCGUGCUACUACGUUCCAGACUUCAUCCAGUACGAACUGCAAGAUGGUUACAAAUCUUGACUUCUGCAACGAGACACAAUAUGCUGUUCCUGGCAAUGACAAAAAGUUCAACAACACCGCGCUGGCAAAACACUACGAUGACUAUGCCAGGAAGAUGUAUGCCAACUUUGAAAAAGUCAUAGCGCAAAUACCCUGCGAGGCUCCUCCUGAGUCUCGCUACUCGCUAGCACGAACCUGCGAUCAAUGUCGUGAAGCCUACAAGCGCUGGCUUUGCACCGUCAGUAUCCCUCGCUGUGAGGACGUGAUGGGUGGCGGCAGACAUAGCGUUGUUCGUAAUGCUUUCCAGGCCUUUCCCAACGGAACCACACUCCCUGAUGAUUUCCGCAAGGGUCUCAGGUCAUCUGCAAACAAUUCCUCGCGCAAUGCUUGGAUCGAUCAGACUGUCGAGCCCGGCCCAUACAAAGAGCUGCUACCCUGCGAGGACAUCUGCUACGACGUCGUCCAGUCAUGUCCAGCUGCCAUAGGCUUCACUUGUCCCCAGCCCGGGUUCCCGAGCUUUGGCGUGAGCUACGGGCAGCGGGAUCCGGAGACUUCUGGUAUAACGUGUAACUACCCUGGCGAGGCGAGGACAAGAAUCAGUGCAGCGGAGGUCCUUCGCCCAGGCACUUUAGUGCUGAGUGCGGUGUCAUUGAUGAUUUGGCUGGCACUAUAG
Fusarium sp. VM40 is the source of this 1854-nucleotide messenger RNA. Lineage: Eukaryota; Fungi; Ascomycota; Sordariomycetes; Hypocreales; Nectriaceae. The record is from the annotation of a GenBank genome assembly.